CGGGACCGUGGUCGCCGCCCCGCUGGGAGCCGCCGGACAUCACGCCUACACUCUUAUAUUGAGCUAUGCCUGAAGAAAAGAUUUUGAAUUGAUAAGACAUCUUGAAGAAAGGACAAUCAGCAUAUCUCUAGUACCUGAGUGUUUGCUAAUAUGUCAGUCUGUCUGGCUGCCACUUCUUGGACAGCUGACAAAUGGAGUUUGUUAACCUAGAAAGCUGGAAACCAACCCUGACUCUUGGUGAUGCAGGCACGUUGCUGUCCUGACAGGUUUUGUGGCUCCCAGUUUUUCAACCUUGAAGUCUUUUACAAUCAAAGCAAAGAGAAGAUUUGUGGAUGUUGAAUAUGCAAGGAGCUGAAGAGAGAGAGAUUGAAAGAGAGAUUUGUCCAGGUUGGGUGAACAAGCCUGCUCCAGAGCAGGAUGGCUCUGAAAUUGAUUUGCCAGGGAUAGCAUCAAAGAGAUCCCAAGAGGAUGAAUACCAGGAUUCUACAUUUGCAGAAAAAUAUGUAUGUGAGAGCAUGAAGGAAAACCCUCCCAGAGAGGUUCCUGGACCAUGCCUUGUCCAAGAAGGUUUUGGGGGAAUAACUUUCAUCCACAAGGAAGCACCUCCAGAAAUGAUUAGACAAGAAUAUAAUUUUGAGAGAAGCGUGCUUUUGACCUCAAGCCUUGUUACACAUCUCAGGGUUUCUACAGAAGAGAGCCUACAUCAGUGGGAGACAAGUAGCAUAAACACCAAUGAGAUUUCAGACCAAAGUAAUUGUCCGAUCUUCUCUACACAGAAAAAAUCUUGGAAAUGUAGUGAAUGUGGAAAAUCUUUUAAUCAGAGCUCAUCCUUUACCCAGCAUCAGAGAACUCAUACGAGACCCUACACAUGUGAGGAAUGUGGGAAAACUUUUAGUCGUAGCUCAUUCCUUGUUCGACAUCAAAGAAUUCACACCGGGGUGAAACCAUAUGGAUGUGAGCAGUGUGGGAAAACAUUUCGAUGUCGAUCAUUUCUUACUCAGCAUCAGAGAAUCCACACUGGAGAGAAACCAUAUAAAUGUAAUGACUGUGGGAAUUCCUUCCGCAAUCAUUCACAUCUCACUGAACACCAGAGAAUUCACACUGGAGAGAAACCUUAUAAAUGUAAUAGAUGUGGGAAGGCGUUCAGUCAGAACACACACCUCAUUCAUCAUCAGAGAAUUCACACUGGCGAGAAACCUUAUUUAUGCAAUGAAUGUGGCUCUUCUUUUCGCAAACACUCAAAUCUUACACAACAUCAGAGAAUUCACACUGGGGAAAAACCCUAUAAAUGUGAUGAAUGUGGGAAGACUUUCCAUACAAAGGCAAACCUCUCUCAGCAUCAGAGAAUUCAUACUGGAGAGAAACCCUAUAAAUGUAAGGAAUGUGGGAAAGCGUUUUGUCAGAGCCCAUCCCUUAUUAAACACCAGCGAAUUCAUACUGGAGAAAAACCCUAUAAGUGUAAGGAAUGUGGCAAAGCGUUUGCUCAGAGCACCCCACUCACUAAACAUCAGAGAAUUCAUACAGGGGAAAAACCCUACAAAUGCAGUGAGUGUGGUAAAGCUUUCAUUCAGAGCAUUUGCCUUAUUCGGCAUCAGAGAAGCCACACCGGAGAAAAACCCUAUAAAUGCAAUGAAUGUGGGAAGGGCUUUAACCAGAAUACCUGCCUCACUCAGCAUAUGAGAAUUCAUACUGGAGAGAAGCCCUAUAAAUGUCAGGAAUGUGGGAAAGCCUUUGCUCACAACACGUCUCUUACUGAACAUCAUAGAACUCACACUGGUGAGAAGCUCUAUAAAUGUAGUGAGUGUGAAAAAACCUUCCGCAAGUAUGCACACCUUAGUGAACAUUACAGGAUUCACACUGGUGAGAAGCCUUAUGAGUGCAUUGAAUGUGGAAAAUUCUUCAGACAUAGUUCAGUCCUUUUCAGACAUCAGAAACUUCACAGUGGUGAAUAAACCUGACAUUCAGGUUAUGACAGUUUCUCUAGAGACAGUGACUAGGAAUCUGGCUGGGGAAGAGGGACAGGAAGAGUUCCUAGAGGGAAGGAUAAAGGAGCCUUGGAUACUGCACUCAGGAGGGUAUUUUGAGAAAUGGAGGUGGGAGCUUGGAGAAUGCAGGGCCUACUCCAGGUGGGCAUCUGAGAAUACAGGGUAGGAAAGAAGUUUCUACUUUUCAGAGAAAUCCUUGCUCUUUCUUUGCCAUUCCUUUGUCUCCAUGGCAUUCUCAUACCUGGAGGUGCCAUUUAAGUUAGCACUGUGUUUCCCUUAUUACACCCCUGCUUCACCUUCCCAACUUGUCACCUGUGUUCACUGGUCAUAGGCUGAGGUGCUUUUCCAAAUUGAUUGUCGGUGUGAAAGUGGCAGCAGCUCUGAGGUAGUGCUGAGUAGCCUGCAGAUGCCUGAGGCCGUUCUGACCAUGCCACCGUGGGGAGGCUGCCCAUCUGUGGAAGUGUUCCCGUGAAGGGGAGAUAGAAACAAGUGAAAACAGAAUCCUUAGUCAUUCAUCUAUUCAGCAAAUAAGGGGAUAUGUGGCAAGAGCUGGGCUGAUUGCUACAGAAAAGUUGGUGAAGAAGGCUUUUAUCAGGGUGAGGGAGAGCUUCCUGAUCCUUUCAAGCUGGAGGGUGACUUGGGGCUAAGAAGGAAAUAAGAGAUCAAGAGAGACUUCUCUUGAAUGAUGUCAGUUUGUGGGAAGGAAGUCAGAUCUGCUCAGAGGGUCACAGAGAGGAAGACCUAACCUCUUUCCCAGAGGAAUAUUAUCUUAUCCAGAAAGAAAAUGGUUUGUGCUAGGCUGCUAGUGCUAAGAAGCCUCAGAGCAGGAAGCCUACCUGUGACUGAGCAAGCUACCCACAUAUCCCUGUCCUAGACUAGGCUGUACACCUGUCUCUUGUAAGUUUGGCUGGGGCACUAGUGCACAGGGACCAGGGGAGAGGGGCCCACUAGGAUUAACAAAGUGGAACUUGGUUUGUUAGCCUUUAGAGAGGAGAAAGCAUUAGUGAUGAAAUGGUCACCGUAGUGGGGAUGGCUAGGUUUUGUGUAAUCAUGGCAUUGGUGGCUCUAACCAUGGAUUCAUUAGAUCUCAGAUAUUUCUGUUUUUAUUGGGCCUCUUAUUCCAGGAUAUUUAUCAUUCCCCGCGGAUUAGGAGUAUCUAGGGAAACACCUCUCGUGGGAUGAAUUUGGAAAGAAUUCUAGAGAGAAUUACCUCUUUUUCAAAUCCCUGAAAAUUGAGAUAACACAGUUUGCCAUGACUGUGAUGGUAUUUUAUUCUUUUGAGAGAAAGGAAGGGUAUGUUUCCCCUUUAUUUCCCCAUUCUCUUUCAUGUUCUUAACUGCUACCCAGAGAUUCAGCUCUGGAAGAUAAAGUGAAGAUAGCCUUUGACUAGUAUUUGAAAUAGUUUCUAUGCUCUGAAGCUUAUAUAGUUUUAAAAAUAUGACUAUUAAAAAACUAAAGUAAGUUAAUUCUGGAAUGGUUAUUUGGAACUCAGCAUCGAUUUUUUUUUUCCAGAGCAAGUGUCUUACAAGCAUUGGUUUGAGCAAUUAAUUACCAAUAAUGGGAAUGUGGCAGAAAUAACAUACUUUUCCCUCUCCAGCUAUAAAGAUUAUGUUCUCAAACCUGCCAUAGGACAAUUCAUAAUUGAGUAAAUUAAUAUCUUAUGGGCAAAAAUAACCCUAUGAAAACUUUAUAUUAUAUGCUCAUGGAAAAAAAAUAUAGUCUACUGAAAGCAAAUGUCAAUGUAUUUUUUUCUAAAUGAAAAAAACCCACUAAACUCAUUGCUAGCAUGUAGUAAAUGUUCAAUAAAUAUUUAUUUGUUGAAUUAAUAUA
Messenger RNA from Balaenoptera acutorostrata (minke whale), 3815 nucleotides. It is a transcript of the gene ZNF502, whose product is annotated as zinc finger protein 502. The record is from RefSeq and is a predicted model, not a curated record. Gene Ontology annotation, molecular function: RNA polymerase II cis-regulatory region sequence-specific DNA binding; DNA-binding transcription factor activity, RNA polymerase II-specific. The transcript has 5 exons. Bases 333 to 1952 code for a protein of 539 amino acids. Gene Ontology annotation, cellular component: nucleus. Gene Ontology annotation, biological process: regulation of transcription by RNA polymerase II. NCBI's taxonomy places the organism in Eukaryota, Metazoa, Chordata, Mammalia, Artiodactyla, Balaenopteridae.